Oxyura jamaicensis (ruddy duck) is the source of this 2632-nucleotide messenger RNA. It is a transcript of the gene EAF1, whose product is annotated as ELL associated factor 1. Gene Ontology annotation, cellular component: super elongation complex. Lineage: Eukaryota; Metazoa; Chordata; Aves; Anseriformes; Anatidae. The coding region runs from base 178 to 957 and encodes 259 amino acids. Gene Ontology annotation, biological process: regulation of transcription elongation by RNA polymerase II; positive regulation of DNA-templated transcription. The record is from RefSeq and is a predicted model, not a curated record. The transcript is spliced from 6 exons. Gene Ontology annotation, molecular function: transcription elongation factor activity.
CUGCCUGCCGAGGGCGGGGAGCUCCGGGGGCCGCCCCUGCAGGCCCCGCGCCCCCUCGGCCGCCGCCGCCGCCGCCGCCCCGGAGCGCUUUCCCGGCUGCACCGGGCGCCCGGAAGGGCGCGGGGCGGCGGCGCACGCAGCGGGGCGGAGGAGAGGAAGGGAGGGAGCGGCGGGGCCAUGAACGGCUCGGCGAACCCGCUGCUGGACAAGGAGGAGCACCCGCUGCAGCUGGGAGAGAGCUUCGAGCGGCGGCCCAAGGCCUCCUUCCACACCAUCCGCUAUGAUUUUAAGCCAGCCUCGAUCGAUACAUCUUGUGAAGGGGAGCUCCAAGUUGGUAAAGGAGAUGAUGUAACCAUCACUUUGCCACAUAUUCCAGGUUCAACUCCUCCAAUGACUGUGUUUAAAGGAAAUAAAAGGCCAUAUCAGAAGGACUGUGUGCUUAUUAUCAAUCAUGACACUGGGGAAUAUGUACUGGAAAAACUUAGUAGCAGCAUUCAAGUCAAGAAAACAAGAGCAGAGGGCAGCAGUAAGAUCCAAGCCCGAAUAGAACAACAGUCUGCCCGAGCCUCUCAACCUCCUUCACAGUUCAGAGCCCCAACCAAGCCAGCAACUGGACCUAAAACUUCUCCGUUGAAAGAUAACCCUUCACCUGAGCCUCAACUGGAUGACAUUAAGAGAGAGCUGAGAGCAGAGGUUGAAAUUAUCGAGCAGAUGAGCAGCAGCAGUGGAAGCAGCUCAUCGGAUUCAGAAAGCUCAUCGGGGAGCGAAGAUGAAAGCUCCAGCAGUGAGGGGGAAGAGCCAGCACAUGUUUCCCCUUCCCAGCCGCCGCACCAGCAGUAUAACAACAGGAAUGCUGUUGCUAACGGCACCAGCAGGCCACAAGGAAGCAAUCAGCUCAUGAACACGCUCCGAAAUGACUUGCAGUUGAGCGAGUCUGGGAGCGACAGCGAUGACUAGAGGCUGUGCUUUUGCUGUUUUAUACAUGGAAGAACUAAUUUACCUUGAAGUGAUCAGAUUGCUUACAAAGAGGAUCUGGCACAGGAAUAGUUCCACAUGUGGAUUUUUAGUAGAAGGAAUGUAUAACCCUGCAAAAUAUCGGAUGUCGAGGGCUGUUCUACUUUGUGAAUCAAGUGUAUAUUUUGUCCAUAUUCUUACUCUUUAAAAGCUUUAAAUAGAUAUGUACAGUAGGUAAGCCAGUAUAUGGCGCUAUGUUCCGGUCUGUUCAUCAUCUGUAAGCUUUGAUGUGCAACUUCAUCAUGUCAUCUAAAAAUUUCUUGUUUGUAGAAGAUAUUCAGAAGAUAAUCAGCCCAGUGUGUCUUCAGGGAGGGGGGAGGGGGGCGAGGGGGUUGUAUAUAGGGUGAGCAUGAGCCAACAGUGAGAUUUAAAAAACUAAUAAUAAUAAUGCAGGAGCUAGAGUGUGCACUGAAGUGGGACUGUUAUAAAUUAAGUUUCAACACUAAGUUGAUUUAUUUGAUUUGGGACUUUUCUAAUGUGUUUUUAUUGCUAUUUAUGAUUGAUUUAAUGGACAUACUUUUAAACAUUUGGAAAGGAGAAAUCAUAAAACCAUGUUUGUCACAAACCUUGCUGCACCAGUGCCUUAUAAGCAGUUUUCUUAAACAGAGCUUCAAUUCCUGCCAUCUUUUGUAUGGGGAGCAAUACUGAAACCCCUUCAGAUUGCUUUUUCAGAGAAGAGCUAUAAUUCACUUAUGGGCCAGCUGUACUCUGAGGGCAGUUUCUCCAGUAAGAUAAAGGAUCUACAUCAGUCACCUGAACACACCGAACAGGAACCAGAUCAGCAUUUUCUCUUGCAACUGAAGCAUCUCAUUUAAUCCAGACCUUCAGACCUAGAUCUUCAGAAAUAUAUAGGAGCCUGUUUGCCAGUGAAAUUGCAAGGUCACAAAUACAAGAUAUUGGACUUACUGAAAUUGUAGGACCAGAGCCUUGUUUGCAGUUUCCUAAAGGAUGCAGAAAGAAGACAUGACUAAGAAACUGUGUAACAGCGAAAGUCUCUCUCCCACCACAGCUGUCCAGGUAGACUUUAGUCCGUAUCGUUUGCUGGAUGUGAUCUCCAUGCUUGGCAGGAUUACACAGAACAAGAAAUAUUUGCCUACGAUGAAAUUCACCCCUGUUUAAGGGGGUUUAAAGGGUGCUUAGCUGGAUUAUCAUUAACUUAUUUUUUUUUUGUUCCAAUGGAAAAUGAGUGCCACAAGGCAGCCUCUUAAGGUUGAACACAAGGCUGACUUUUUAAACCCCAAAUUAAUGACAUAGGCCAAGUGACGCCGCAGUUGUGGUGUAAUCUGGGGGAACGUGAAGCUGAAUUGGAUGCCUCUCCAUUCUUAAGUGUCUGCUUUGCACUGCUUUUGUCUGUCUGAUCAUUUGUGUUUUAACUCCUGUUUCUUUAAUGAGGGAAAGAAACAGGAAACUUUCCUUUUUUUAUGGUAUUGAAGAGCAGGGGGACAUUGGAAGGGAGAUUUUAUUAAAUGGUUUAUUUUUUUUGCAUUCGAUACAUAUUUAGGCAUAUUUUUGCAUUAUUGUACAUACAUUUAAAAAUACUUCUUUUUUUAAAGUGAUUUAUGAUGUGGGUACAUAUUUUAACAUACAAUUAUGAAAUAUACUUGAUGUAAAGCCACAA